Schizosaccharomyces osmophilus is the source of this 234-nucleotide messenger RNA. It is a transcript of the gene smg1, whose product is annotated as Sm snRNP core protein Smg1. The transcript has 4 exons. Gene Ontology annotation, molecular function: RNA binding. Gene Ontology annotation, cellular component: SMN-Sm protein complex; U4 snRNP; U2 snRNP. Lineage: Eukaryota; Fungi; Ascomycota; Schizosaccharomycetes; Schizosaccharomycetales; Schizosaccharomycetaceae. Bases 1 to 234 code for a protein of 77 amino acids. Gene Ontology annotation, biological process: spliceosomal snRNP assembly; mRNA splicing, via spliceosome. The record is from RefSeq and is a predicted model, not a curated record.
AUGUCGAAAGCAAGUGUUCCCGAUUUGAAAAAAUAUUUGGACAAGCAGGUUUUUGUUCAAUUGAACGGUUCUCGCAAAGUAUAUGGCGUUUUGCGUGGUUACGAUAUUUUUUUAAACAUUGUACUCGAAGACACGACCGAAGAGAAAGCAAAUGGUGAAAAAGUCAAAAUCGGGUCUGUUACGAUUCGUGGUAAUUCGGUUAUUAUGAUAGAGGCUCUAGAAAAGAUAUCCUAA